UGUUGACGGUGGCGCGACCGCUGGUCCCAUGUGGAGGAGGCGAGGAUGCGGCUGACCGUGAGACGAGUGCUGAUGGUGGUGGGCUUUGCCAUCGCCCUGAUGGUCUCUGUCCACCUGGGCCAGCAGAUGCUGCAGUGCCAGCAGAUCCUGGGCCAGGGCUUCAGCCGGGCACUGAUGCGUCCCGAGAGCGAGGAGCUGGUGAUGCUCGACGCCAACCGAGUCGAGUAUCGAUACAGUAAGGAGAUGCCGCUCAUCUUCAUCGGGGGGGUUCCUCGGAGCGGGACCACCCUGAUGCGAGCCAUGCUGGACGCUCACCCGGAGGUGCGCUGCGGGGAGGAGACGCGCAUCAUCCCACGGGUGCUGGCCAUGCGCCAAGCCUGGUCCCGAUCUGGGCGAGAAAAGAUGCGCCUGGACGAAGCCGGAGUAACAGACCAGGUGCUGGAUGCGGCCAUGCAGGCCUUCAUCCUGGAGGUGAUCGCCAAGCACGGGGAGCCAGCCCGCUACCUCUGCAACAAGGACCCCUUCACGCUCAAGUCCUCCAUUUACCUCUCCCACCUCUUCCCCAACUCCAAAUUCCUGCUGAUGGUGCGUGACGGGCGGGCUUCCGUCCACUCCAUGAUCACCAGGAAGGUCACCAUUGCCGGCUUCGACCUGCGGAGCUACCGGGAUUGCCUGACCAAGUGGAACAAAGCGAUCGAGGUGAUGCACUCCCAGUGCCUGGCCAUCGGGCGGCUGCGCUGCCUCCCCGUCUACUACGAGCAGCUGGUUCUGCACCCCCAGAAGUCCAUGCGGGCCAUCAUGGACUUCCUGGACAUCGCCUGGAGCGACGCUGUCCUGCACCAUGAGGAGCUGAUUGGGAAGCCAGGCGGCGUCUCCCUGUCCAAGAUCGAGCGAUCCACAGACCAAGUGAUCAAGCCUGUGAACAUGGAGGCCUUGACCAAGUGGCUGGGACACAUUCCGGAAGACGUGGUGCAGGACAUGGCUCAGAUUGCCCCCAUGCUGGCCAGGCUGGGCUAUGACCCCUACGCAAACCCUCCCAACUACGGCAGCCCAGACCCCCUGGUGAUCAACAACACCCACCGGGUCCUGAAUGGAGACUUCAAAACACCUGCCAAUCUGAAGGGACACCUUCAGGGGACUCCAAAUACGACUGCUUUUCACUGACCAACUCAAUGAUUUCCAGGUGCAAAUUGCUUCCCCUUGUUCUGAAGAGAAGAAAAUUUGCAAACAACAAGAGUGGGAAUCUGUUAUCCAAGCAUAUUGCUUGCUACUGAUAUUGCCAAAUCAAGUGCUAUCUGUGAAAUACUUUUCAUUUUGUCAUUAAUUUGUCAAGUUUGGACUUUCCAGUUCCGGGAAAUAAGUCACGUACCAAGUUUGGACAUGCUCUGCAGUCAUAUAUGUAGAAAUAAAAAGGGAACCAUAAAGAAUAUUGGAGAAGAUUUUAUACUUGUCUGCGGAACAAGUUUUUCAGGCUCUGUGUAAAACCAUCUUGUAAUUUUUGUUCUCUAAUUUGCAGACCUCAACUAGCUCUCUUUGCAGAUCCUCUUUAGAGCGUUUUCGGUCUUACUGACACUUGUCUCUUUUAAUUCUCUCUUCUCGGUAAUUUACCAAAUUAAAGAGAUUUAUUUAUUCAUUCUGAAAUAUAUAUAU
This is a messenger RNA of Protobothrops mucrosquamatus (brown spotted pit viper), 1650 nucleotides long. RefSeq names its product tyrosylprotein sulfotransferase 2 (gene TPST2). Lineage: Eukaryota; Metazoa; Chordata; Lepidosauria; Squamata; Viperidae. The transcript is spliced from 5 exons. Gene Ontology annotation, molecular function: protein-tyrosine sulfotransferase activity. Gene Ontology annotation, biological process: peptidyl-tyrosine sulfation. The record is from RefSeq and is a predicted model, not a curated record. Gene Ontology annotation, cellular component: Golgi apparatus. The coding region runs from base 46 to 1164 and encodes 372 amino acids.